AUGGCACUAUUUUCUUCCUUAACCCCAGCCUUUAUAGCCAUUAUAUGUAUUUUGCUUGGGGUAAUACUGAAGAAGACUAAUGGAGAGAAAGAAAAACGUGAGACUAAAAGCAAACCUCUAUCUCGCCCAUGGGUGGAUGAAGAUUUAAAAGAUGGAACUGACCACCACUUAGAGGAAGAAGAGUUUGAUGAAGAGUGGCAAGGACUUGAUGAAAAUGUUGCCCAUGUCCCCUUCUUUGCAGAGCGCUACUCUGAGGCUGAAAUGAUUAAAAGGUCACAAAUGUUUUAUGAGCUUCUUAAUAAGAGACGGUCUGUCAGGUUUCUCAGUCAUGAGCCGGUCCCCAGGGAGGUUAUCGAUAAUGUCAUCAGAACAGCAGGUACUUCACCCAGUGGAGCACACACUGAGCCCUGGACAUUUGUGGUAGUGCAAGAUUCAUAUUUAAAACAUAAGAUUCGUGAGAUUGUAGAAGAAGAAGAAGAAAUCAACUACAAAAAAAGGAUGGGAGACAGAUGGGUUAAUGACCUGAAAAGACUGAGAACAAACUGGAUCAAAGAGUACUUGGACACUGCUCCGUAUCUGAUCCUCAUUUUCAAACAGGUAUAUGGGCAGCUUCCAAAUGGCAAAAAGAAGACCCACUACUACAAUGAAAUCAGUGUUUCCAUUGCCUGUGGUAUCCUGCUUGCUGCACUGCAGAACGCGGGUCUGUACACAGUGACCUCCACACCCCUCAACUGUGGCCCCCAACUCCGGGUGCUGCUCCGGCGCCCAGCGAACGAGAAGCUACUCUUGCUGCUCCCUGUUGGCUAUCCCAAGAAAGAUGCUACUGUGCCUGCGCUGACCCGAAAGCCGCUGGAAGACAUCAUGGUGUUCAUGUGAGCCCAGCGCCAUGAGGAAGGUGCACACCCCUGCUGCCAGCUAGGAAGCAGCAGCCCGCUGAAGUUGUCACUGCUCUUUCUGUGUGUUGUCCUCCUACAUCACUACUGCUCUGGCUGUUUACACCCGUAUUUCUUUUAGUGCUAGUAAUCUACUAAUGACAGUGAGCAGUCAAGCACUGGGAGUUUGACAGGUGCUGUUACCAGUGAGCCCAGACUGUUGUUUCAGAGGACACAGACAAUGGCAUUUAAAUGGCCUUCAUCACUUGAUUUCUCUUAUGCAUUGUACGGACACAUCUUUCCUUGAACUGGAAUGUAUACUCUCCUUAUAUUUUUGUGAUUUCAUUACAUCGGUAUUUUCACUUCAGAAUUAUAAGGAAGGUUGUAUUGAAAGAUAUAAAGAGGUCAAACUCAGUUGUCUUAUCUUGAUCGGUGUAUGCUAUUUAGAUGCCCCUUCCCCUUCACUGUGUUCAGUUCUGUGUGGGAAGAAACUAUCUUUCUCAUAUAUAGUAGCAUUUUCCCUACUUGAUUGAUCUCAGAAACCUUGACUAUACCAGGCUUUCUUAAACUAUUGCUGUUACAAGUGUCUUCAGCUGUGGGAGAUCUAGUAGGAACUAGGCAUCCAAGUAAUUUCCUUGUUACCAUUUAUACAUGUUCCAGGCACAGUUAGAUCAUAUGGCAGCUAUCAGUCAUGCCCCCUAUAUUUGCUGCUUCUCUACUGGAAGCAGCCCAGAGGAAAUUACUAUUCUGGUUAUUCUGUUUAUACCUACAACUAUAACAGUUCAACACCCUGAAAUUUAAACUGCUUUAAAGACACUGACACGUGAGAGGUGCUUUUGUGUCACACUACAUAUUUAGGUUUAUUUUAAAGCUGCUUCCCACAAAAGCAAUGCUCUCUACUACAAGCUAGGUGUACAGGCAGGAUGUGAGUGGACACCAGUGGGAGUUGCUCACUGGAGGGGCUGAUGCUGCUGAUACCUGGGCUGGCAGAGCCCCCUCGUGGGGUUGCGAUUCCUGCUGGCCUGACAGGCGGCACAAGAUGAAAGCACAGAGAUGUUCUUCCAUGAAACUGUCCCUAUUCUGUGAAAUACUCUCCCAUCCUGAUGCAUGCAACUUCAGGUAACUUCAGCCAAAUUGGCUUUAGCCUUCCUUGGAGGUUGCUUGAGUGAACUUGCUGCACCUUGUCUGAAGCCAGUCCUAUUUAACAUGACCUGUUGUCAGCUGAGCAAGUGGAGGGGAAAAUAUUUUACACAGGUACAGCUUUUUGUGGUGUUAAUGCCUCUGUCACCCAAUGAGAAAAUCAAUUUCCCUCUUUGGCAGACCCUGUUGCUGGUAUUUAGUAGGCAUGGCUAUGUGUUUUUCUGUUUUACUAGCCCUAUUUCAUGUCCUCAGUAGUACAGCAAUAGCAGGAAGAGUGUCUCCUGCAGGCCUAGUGUGAAAUGAGCUUUUAUAACUACAGUAAAAUAAAUUAAAAAAAAAUAGAAGUCCUGUGUCUACAUGCUUGCAAGGUCUAAAAGCUACUCAGGGAGAGAGGGAUGAGCUGAACCAAGCCAAGGCUGACCAGCUGCAGGCCUCCAGUUGUCAGGAAUGCAUGUUAAAGUUGCUGUAGCAAGUUUUCCUUCUGUGUAGAUGCUGCACUGCUGUAUCAGGCCCCUUUGCAAAUCAGUUGGUACCUGCUGUAAACGUAUAUAAUCCUUAUUAUGUUUGUUUUAAUUCAGAGUUCAUAUCAAUAGAGGACUGAACCUCUAUCACCUUACAAUCUCUCUUAUAGCAACAAAAAUAAACUGCUUCUGCCUGGCCUCAGUCUUCAAAGUAGACAGCAUCUUCAUUCAGCAACAACUCUCAGAGAAGCUUUACCACAUGAGUUCAGUUUCAAACAGCAGGAGCUUGCAUAUAUAAGGCUAUUUCUAGCAUGGUUUCAUAAUUAAAAAACAAAGAACUAAGUCACUUUAAAAAUAUACAAA
Tyto alba (common barn owl) is the source of this 2836-nucleotide messenger RNA. RefSeq names its product iodotyrosine deiodinase (gene IYD). Bases 1 to 876 code for a protein of 291 amino acids. The record is from RefSeq and is a predicted model, not a curated record. The transcript has 5 exons. Gene Ontology annotation, molecular function: oxidoreductase activity. Lineage: Eukaryota; Metazoa; Chordata; Aves; Strigiformes; Tytonidae.